AGUGGUGCGACUCUUAAUGGAGAUACUCAAUGCAUUCAAAUCGAAAUUACGGAGGAUGAUAUCUACGAGGAAGACGAAGUGUUCAUUUUCCAAAUUAGUUCUGUAAUGCCAUCGUCUGCUGCUGUGAUUGGUUCACCUAUGCAAGUCACAAAGACAAUCCAGGACAAUGGUGAUGCUGAGGUUGAGUUUGUGAUGACUGAAUAUUCAAUCAAUGAAGAGGCAGGAAGCAUUGGUAUCUGUGUGAACUCUGGUGUGACUCAAGGAUUUGAAACUGAUCUGGUCGUUGGUUUCAUGGCAACUGACGGCAAAGCUACUGUACUGGAUGACACGGAAUUUAGCAGUGUUCUCUUUUCGUUGACGUUUCCGGAUACUUCG
This is a messenger RNA of Geodia barretti, 375 nucleotides long. NCBI's taxonomy places the organism in Eukaryota, Metazoa, Porifera, Demospongiae, Tetractinellida, Geodiidae. The record is from the annotation of a GenBank genome assembly.